UUAGCAUCCAUUAACACUGUCAGUAUCAAACGACACAAGACGCCACACCACCCCAAUUAACCACAUAUAAGCUGAUAAAUAGAUCAUUAAAACAAUCCAAUGUUAGCGGAAUUUUCUUGUCACUAAUUAGGGUAGCGUAGCGUAGCACUUCUCAUCACGCAAAAAAAGCGAAUUUUUUUUUUUCUUGAUUACUGGCUACAUAAUUAAAAUAUUAUAACCCAUUUUUCUUAAUUUUAUCGUUAUCAGAAUUCUCUGUCAUCUUUAUUUGAAGCUAGUUAGUGGUAGUAGAAGCUUAAGUAACGUUCAUUCACUCGAUCUUUGGUUCAUCCUAGAUUAUUCCUUUCCAACUAAGCUUAUUUUUCAUAUCAUUAUCAAGAGGCUUGUUGUGUGGGAAAAUAAUUCUUAAUUUCUAAAUAUAGCCAUGUCCCACAAGAUGGCAUCUUCAUCUUCAUCAUCAUACUUUAGUGAACAACUUCAGUAUAAUGCUGGAGGAGGAUCAGAUACUUCUAGUUCUGGUACUCCCCAUCUUAUAAAACCUAGCAUCGUGACAUCCACUAAACAACGGUCUUCAUCGAUGAAUUCAAUUACUUCCAAUCAUUCUAUCAUUAAUGCGUCUGGGAUAUCAAAUACAUCUACCGUUCAUCCCAUUAUAAAUAAUACUUCAACCACAGUACGAAGCUUAUCGAUCAUAAGUCUAGAAAGUCCUCGGAACUCCAUAGUAUCUAUAGAUGAAAAUCUUAUACGACCAACUCGAAAUAAUAGUACUACCAGUUUAGCCUCACUAAAUGCUCAACAACCCACAGCCUUCAUAAAUAACCCCACCACACUUUCUCAACUUCAUCAUCAUGCUUCCACUUCGAUUAAUGAUUCACCAAAAGUAAGAACUAUGAUCAAUACUAGUGCCAUCCUAUCUGAUGAUGAUCUGGAAUUUGAAAUUUCAACUCCGAUUGCUCCUGCUUUAGCAGCAAGAUCAAUUCUUAAACCAGUAUUUAAAUUAAAGAAAAAUUCAGAACAAAUGGUCAAUCUUAAAAAGGAUUUCAAGUUUAAAUAUGAUGAUUUCACUCAAUCAAAUAGAGUACCAACAACUCCAUCAUCUCCUUCCACCAAUAAUGGAUAUCAAAGUUCAAGUCCAACUUCUUCAGUAACUCUUGCUAAUUUAAGUACUGCACUUCGAAAUUUACAAGAUAUAACUCCAUCACCAUUAUCAUUAGAAAAAAUUAGUAAUGAAAGUUUAACAGCUAAGAAGAAGAAAUCAAGUAGUUUGAUUCAACAUUCAAUAUUAAAGAAGAAAUCGAUCUAUUCUAAAGACUUACAAUUCGAAUUAACUAAUACCAAUCCAAAUGCAAGUAUAUCCACCUCAUUAAAAAGCAUCGAAACAAAAUUUGUAAAUAGCAAUAACAACACCAGCAACAACAAUAACAAUAAUAAUAAUGAUAGCAUAUCGGUAGAUGCUAUAUCUGACGAACCAAUAAUGAAAACUUUAAAGGAACAGAAUAAAUUAAUUCAUAAAUUGAAUCGAAAAUGGAAUAAAGGGGUCCAUUUCGAUCAUAAGGAUAAAGAUGAUAAACUGGGCAAAGGAAGCCCCACCACACCUACUAAUGAAGUCAGUACUCAUACAUCAGCCGCUAGAAAAAGAUCAAGAGAUCUGUUUGAUACUGAUGACGAUAAUAAUUACGACGAUUAUGACGAUUAUGACGUUUGAUAUUUUUACCAUUUAUAUAUAUAUAUAUCUAUAAAUACGUAUAUAUAU
Scheffersomyces coipomensis is the source of this 1750-nucleotide messenger RNA. RefSeq lists its product as uncharacterized. The transcript has a single exon. The coding region runs from base 422 to 1702 and encodes 426 amino acids. Lineage: Eukaryota; Fungi; Ascomycota; Pichiomycetes; Serinales; Debaryomycetaceae. The record is from RefSeq and is a predicted model, not a curated record.